Molecule: messenger RNA, 3616 nt
Organism: Ahaetulla prasina
Lineage: Eukaryota; Metazoa; Chordata; Lepidosauria; Squamata; Colubridae
Gene: XRRA1
Product: X-ray radiation resistance associated 1
Exons: 18
Coding region: 211-3453 (1080 amino acids)
Cellular component (GO): nucleus
Molecular function (GO): protein binding
Source: RefSeq, a predicted model, not a curated record
UCGGGAGGGAACCGUGAGGGAAUCGUGGUUCUUUGGACCGGCGAAAGGAGCCCGAGGAAGGAAGGAAGGAAGGCCGGCUGGUUGGGGUUGAAGCCGGAGUCGGAGCCGCCGUCCUCCCUCCUGCGGAGGUGGGGGGGGGAGAGAGAGAAAAAGCGCGGGAGGCGUUCUAGCCACGGGAGGACGCGACGCUCUAUGGGCUGAAAGAAGACCAUGGCGGCCUUGUAUAAACUGGAUGAUGGGCAGUGUUACCCCACCAACUGUUUUCCAGCGAAAAGCCUUUUGCAGCCACGAUACGAAGAAGGAGCCGGUCACUGGCAGGUGGCUCGUCAUAAUGUGGAGAAAACCAAAGUCGAAUGGCUGUUUGGCAGGAAGGUUGCCCAGCAGAGCUGGCAAGAGUGUUUGCGGAAAGCCCAGUGCCCCAGGCCAGAGAAAGUCCUCAAUGGGGCCCAGCUGAUUAAGCUCCACCAUGUGCAAACACCUUCGGAUUUGUGCUCCGUGAAUAUCAGCCACCAGAAUUUCGCCUUGGCAAGGGAGAGCGACUUCAUGCAGUUCGAUUCCGUCGCUUACAUCAACGCCACCGAAAACCUGCUGACUUUACAAACUUUUCGUAGCUUUCCUGGCCUUCGGGAGCUGGAACUUUCUCUGAACGGUCUGAGGAAUCUUAAAGUGAGGACUGGGGAUUUUCCUCACUUGGAAAUCUUGGAUCUCUCCUACAACAACUUAUCUCCUGAGGAUGUGCAGUCGCUGGGAAUUUUACCGCGUCUGAAAGCUCUUCACCUGACGGCCAACGGACUUUCUUCACUUCCCCUCAAUCUGGCUGCCCCGGAGAGCUGGAACUGCCCGAAGUUCCCAGCGUUGGAGGUCUUGCUUCUAGAUGACAAUCAUCUCUCCGACUCCAGUGUCUUCCUCAGUCUGGCCAAUCUUCGAAGGCUAAAGCAGCUGAACUUGGACAAAAACGGGAUUAAAGAGGUCCCGUAUCUCCAUUACUUGGGCCACGAUCGCUUCUCCAUCCAUCCUUUAUCGGCAAAGUCAGGCAUCCGGGCAGGCUUACGUUGCCGGAAAAACUCUCCCCCAAAGCCCCCCCCGGAUCGGUCCCCGAGGCUAAACCAGCAGUACAGUUACAUUAUCACCCAAAACACCCAGGAUCCAGAGAAGACAGAGGUCGUCUUUCAGGCCAGAACUCCGGAAGAAACGGCUCGGGAAAGGCCUCCUUCACCUCUGGAGGAUUCCAAGAGCCCCUGGCCCAACAUCAGCACGGAGUUCCUCCUUCCCUUACCGGAGCUGAGAUUUCUCAGUCUUGCCAACAACCAGAUCGAAAAUGAAGAAGACUUGCUGGCCGUGGCUCUCUUCCCUUCCCUGACGGAGCUGACCUUCUACGGCAACCCGUUCACCACGUCUAGAAGCGGUGACCCACCUCUGCUCACCAGUUUCCUCCAAAACAAACUGGGAAUUAAGCUGGUUAGGAAGAAAGUUUCCAAGCUGGAGAAGCCGCGAGUUUUUAUACCCAUCAAAGCCAGCCGGGAGAUUAAAUCCCGGCUACCUAAGAUCCGAAAGCAGCCCAUGACGGUCGAAAGGUCUCUGGAGACCACUUUCUGGCAGCUGUGGAUGGGAGCAGAUCUGGAUCCUGACAAAAGACUGGGUUCACUAGCUGUUCCAGACAGCCGAUCCUUUUCUAUGGCCUACGAUCCCGAUCAGCCCAUCCUGUCCCCUCUUCGGCCAGAGGAGAGGUCAGCCUGCAUCUCUCUGACCACUUUAUACAAUGAAGCCUUUACCCCCGGGUCCUCCCUCGAGGGAACGUCCUACGGAAGCGACACUCCGCGCGAGUCUUCCGUAGACCACAUCCUGGCUGGGAAGGUUUCUGCAUCUCAGUCCCGGUUGGGCCCGAGUCCUUCCGAAGUUCUCCCCCCGUCUCAGCUGGCUUCGCAAGGUCCCCCUGGGUUGCCAGCACCAAGAGAGGCACCUUCAUCAGGCCACCUUCCGUCUGAGCCUCCACUUCUAGCAGAGGGCAGGUCAGAAUCCGUACCUUACCUGAGGACUUCUUCAGGAGAACAUCUACCGGAGGUACACUUGGAACCUGUUGCCCCUCCAAACUCGCCUUCGGAGGAACAGGAUGGGUCAGAAUCGGUUCAGAUGGUUGGACCAGAAGAAGAAGAAGAAGAAGAGGGAGAAGAAGAAGAAGGUAGAACUUUCUUUUCCACUGCUUCUGGUGAAGAGCUGACUCAGUCUUUGCUGGAACAGAAAGGAUCCGAACCGCUGGUAUCGUCUGAACCUGGCCUCGGAGAAGAAGACUUGAGUGUCCCUCUUUCACCCGUCCGAUCGCUUUCAGCGGAAAAGGAUCUCCCAUCAAGGGGAUCAUCUGCAGAAGAUCAAGAUCGGGAGGAAUCUGUGCCCAUCUCCUAUCCCAGCGAGGAGGAUUUAGAAGAAGGCGUCCCGUUAAUUGGAUCAGGGGAGCUUCUUCCAGAGGUGGCCUUGCCCACUGUUUCUUCAGAAGAAGAGGAAGAGGAAGAGGAACCUUCUCAGCUUCCCACCUUUGUGUUGGAAGACAUGACUCUCUUGGGUUCUUCAGAGGAAGAGGAAUACCCUGGAUCUCCAAGCUCUCCUCUUGGCGAGAAGGAGAACCUGACGUUGGUGGAUCUGUCGACACAAACAUCUUCACGGUUUUUGGUUCCGCCCUCCCGAUCCGUUUCUGGAGACCUGUACAAACUGUUUGCCCAGGUCCGAGACUACGCCUUGCCUCCAGAACCCGAGGAAGAUGCUUCCAUGGUGGAGGAGAUGCUCACGAGUAGCGGACAAGGUGUCACCGAACCCAUCUUCAUAACUCAGGUGGAGGAAUCUCUCGAUUCCAGACGGUCCCGUUUGAACCUGGGGAAGGUGACCCUCAAUGUGCCGGAGAAGCUUAGGGGUUACGAAGAGCUGCUGGGAGGAGACCCCGGAUCAGAUUUUGUGGAGCCGAAAGGAAUACAACAGAACGUCCAAGCUUUGGAGAAGGCCCUUCGCUAUCCACUGGUCUACCGUGACCCAAAAGCCAGGCUGGAUUCCUACCAGAAACCUUACGUCUCCGCCAAAAAGAAGGUCUUGAGGGUCCCUGCGCCAAAACCUCGGAAGACCAGGAUGGAACGGCUGGAGGAAAUCCUGCUGGACCUGAGGAAGCCCAGAAACAUCGUCCACAUCCCUCUAGUGUGCAUCUUGCGGCGGAGAAAAGAGAAUUGGCGGGAAUACCGGGAAGCUUUGGAACUCCUGAAGGAAUUUCAGAGAAAUUAUAAAGCCACGGUGGCCGUUUGCAACAAGGCCAAUGAAUCCAGGGCAAUUGGUAAUGCCCAGGUUCCCAAAACUGACCUCAACCCCAUCCCGAAGUUCCGAAGUCUUCCUGAGAUCAAGGCGAGGAGAAAGGCGGAGGAGUCCUCCGCUCAGGCCCUUCAAGAGAAGAACGACUCCCUUCCAACCAGCCAAUAAAAGAGAUCCCACCUAGUUUGGCGGGCCGUAACCUACCUACCUGUUGUAGAAGAUCUUCAAGUACGACGUGGCCUCCUGGAGAACUUUUGCUGAAAGAAGCUGCAGCUGAUGGAGCAGUGAUGACCCAUGGUCCUAUCUACCCCAUGGAGGAGACACCAUCCUU